Molecule: messenger RNA, 1166 nt
Organism: Aspergillus novofumigatus IBT 16806
Lineage: Eukaryota; Fungi; Ascomycota; Eurotiomycetes; Eurotiales; Aspergillaceae
Product: rRNA-processing protein RRP17
Exons: 2
Coding region: 96-767 (223 amino acids)
Cellular component (GO): nucleolus
Molecular function (GO): RNA binding
Source: RefSeq, a predicted model, not a curated record
CAAAAUUGUUAUGAGGUUGAAAUUAGUUGAAUACAGAUUAUUACUCUCGUUAUAAUUUAUUUUCUUAAGACCAACCAUCGCACUACCCAGGGAAAAUGGGGCCACAAGCCAAAAAACGCAAGUUGACCCCCAAGGUCGAAGAGAUCAAUUUCGACCCUGCCGAUCGGCAGGAAUUCCUCACAGGAUUUCGAAAGAGAAAACAGCAGCGGAUACGGAAUGCACAGGAACUUGCAGCAAAGAGAGCCCGAGAAGACAAAAGGCUAGAACGGAAGAAGAUCCGUGAAGAGCGAGCCGCAGAAUAUGAGCGGGCACUUGAAGAGCAUCGGAGGCAGCUGGAAAUGCUGAGGAAAGAAAAUGGCGACAGUGACGAAGAAACAAAUUCCAACAACGUAGAUGAAGACGAGCAGGAUGAAUGGGAAGGAUUCGCUGAGCCUCCUGCAGUGGACUACGAAGCCGAAUAUAUCGAUGAAGACAAAUAUACCACCGUUACUGUCGAAGAGAUGGAUGCCUCCAGAGAAGGCUUACUCAGGGCGGAGAAGGGCGACAAGUCAGACGAGGAUGAGGACGACCAAACGAAACGAAGGUCGGAAGCCGAUGUCAAAUCCACAACCACAAAUUCCGCCGAGAAGAAAACGAAGGAGAACAACAAGCCAAAAAAGAAGAAAAAGAAGUUCCGAUACGAAAGUAAGGAGGAGCGCAAAGUUACUCUUAUGAAGCAGCGGCAAGCCAAAUCGAGAAAGGCCAAUGCUCGGCGAGAACGAGAAUAGCGAUUCCCGAGUUAGAUUCGUUAAAGAACGCUUCGAGCAAAGCUAAGAUAUCACAGUGACAACUUCCAUUAAAUAUGCUCUAUGUACCUCAAACAAUGGAUAUAUGUAAAGGACAGGAAAGGGUCCAAGCUGCAAAGACGAGCCGAUCUCCAGCAUGAGAUGACAAGGGCGAAAGAGAACCUAUUAAAUUGGUUCCUGCCGAGAAAGAGAAUAGCAAGGAAGGCUGUGAUUUGCGACUAAAUCUGAUAUCCGUUGGAACAAAGGCUGGAUCCAAUAUCUUUCCGAGUGUACGCCGAUGUGCGAGAUUAUCUUUACACAUUGCUGAUAGAGACCUCCAGGUCGUGGAGAUCCUUCUGCAACUCAGCAUACUUCUUGGCCAUCUCCUCAUACUUGCUCUCC